This is a messenger RNA of Coffea arabica (coffee), 804 nucleotides long. Its product is annotated as zinc finger protein 10-like. The record is from RefSeq and is a predicted model, not a curated record. Lineage: Eukaryota; Viridiplantae; Streptophyta; Magnoliopsida; Gentianales; Rubiaceae.
AUGAUUUCGGUUCACAUGUAUUUCAGCAUCAUUACCGAAUCCCAGCUCGUAUGUGAAUCAUGGGAAGAGCAAGCUUUUGCCGAAGAUGCAGCUGGAGGGCUCGGAGGUUGCACAUGGCCUCCAAGAUCUUACACUUGUAGUUUUUGCAGGAGAGAAUUCAAGUCAGCUCAGGCUCUAGGGGGUCACAUGAAUGUCCACCGCAGAGAUAGGGCUAGGUUAAAGCAGUCUCCAACUCCACAUAUGGAAGUUCUUUCCCGCAAUCACCAGAUUCUGAACCCCUGUGCAUCUUUGGAUUCACCUCAGAUAUGUACUUUCUUGUACAGCCAUGAUUCUAAUGACUCUGAUCAUCGAGUUGUUCUUGCAUCACCUUCAUCGCCUAUUAGGGUUUCAUCAUCUUCACCACCGCCAAAGAUCAUGGAUUGUGAAGAAAAGAUAUUGGGCGCCCCUCAAUUCUUUUCUACUAUCGUCGAUGAAAGUUACCAAAAGAGUAACCUGUCGUCUCCUCAAUCCUGGUCAAACUUGGUUGCAGACAAAUAUUUCCAUGUCCCAGAUUCGAAGAAUGGAGACAAGGGUUCCAAAACGGUUAAGUCAAAUGGUAGGGCUAAUGGAGAACAUGUCAAAGCCGAUUUGUCUGCGAGCUUGAAUUUGCUACUUUGUCGAACCCGUUCAAAUACAUCUGAUGACGCUGAAAACUUUCACACCUAUAAGAGACGGAAAAUGGAUGAAACUUCAGUCACUUUGUUGCCAACAUCAACUCUUGCUGAUAAAAAUGUCUUCUUCAGUCAAAUUUGCCGCCUAAAAUGA